Messenger RNA from Plodia interpunctella (Indianmeal moth), 1474 nucleotides. It is a transcript of the gene Or-44, whose product is annotated as odorant receptor 46a. Gene Ontology annotation, molecular function: olfactory receptor activity; odorant binding. Lineage: Eukaryota; Metazoa; Arthropoda; Insecta; Lepidoptera; Pyralidae. The record is from RefSeq and is a predicted model, not a curated record. The transcript has 9 exons. Gene Ontology annotation, biological process: sensory perception of smell; detection of chemical stimulus involved in sensory perception of smell. The coding region runs from base 57 to 1346 and encodes 429 amino acids. Gene Ontology annotation, cellular component: plasma membrane.
AGAGGUAUUCUUAAAUGAGCCUUCAAAGGCGUCGCUACAUCCCAAUAUAAGAAAAAAUGAAAAUUCUCACCGAAAAUAUGAAAAAAAUGCUGUCUCCUUUACAACCAGCAAUUCCGUAUGGCGUGCUCGAGUCUUGGGAAGAUUUAAACCCCAGGCUUUACCAUGCUGUGCACAUUUACUGGCUUAAAUUCUACGGCAUGUGGUACAACAAUUUCUCGCCAAAAAACAUACUAUUCUGGGUACAGUUGACGUAUACGAUAGUCGUGUUAUGGCUCGUGUGUUUCUUGCCUGGCAUCGGAGAAGUCGUGUAUUUGCUGAAGCGAAGCGAAAACAUUGCUAACAUUGCUGAAGGGUUGUAUUUGUUUUUAAGCGAGAUGUACACGUACUUCAAAAUAACCGUGUUUUGGCUGAAUAAAGACAAAGUUAUGAGUCUGCUCGAGUAUUUGCACUGCGAUCAGUUUAAGCCGACAGAGGCAGAGCAUAGGGAGAUUAUACGAAAGAGUAUUAAAACGGCGCGGUUUGUGAUGACAUACUACUCCACAAUAUGUGUCGGCGCUGUCUUGGUGGGAAUUAUUAUGCCGUUAACAGAGAAAUUCACCAUUUUGCCAACGAAUGUGGAAUAUCCGUUUUUCGAUGUUUACAAGUCACCCGCGUAUGAAACGUUGUACGUACAUCAUAUUUAUUACAAACCAGCGACUUGUAUAAUUGACGGAGUAAUGGACACGAUACUUGCAGCUUUCGUCGCCUGUGCCAUUGGUCAAAUAGAAAUUUUAUCUUUUAACCUGCGCCAUUUUGACCUGGUAGCGCAGCGGCGUCUCCAGAGGGCCAUCGCGGCCAAGGACCCCAGUGGGGCCUAUCACAGAGAUUACCACAUUCACUCGGUACUCAAGGAUUGUGUUAGACACCACAAUAGCAUUAUACGUUACGUGUCAAUGAUAGAGGGCGCCUUCAGCCUGGCUUCGGCUCUGCAAUUUAUGUUAAGCGUGAUGGUUCUCUGUUUGGUUGGAGUCCAGUUUUUAUCGAUCCACGAGCCGGCUAAACACCCAAUGCAGAUAAUGUGGAUGGCGAUCUAUUUGACGUGUAUGCUGAUUGAAGUUUUUAUCCUGUGCUGGUUUGGAGAUGUCCUCAUUUGGAAGAGCAUUGACCUCAGCCAUGCAGCAUUCGAAGGUCCCUGGAUAAACACUGAACAAAAGUCGAUGAAGUACAUAGUCAUAUUCAUGGAGAGAUGCAAACGACCCAUGAAAUUAACCGCGGGGAAAGUAUUCACCCUUUCUUUGGAUACCUAUACAAUACUUAUAAAUUGGUCUUAUAAAGCAUUCGCGGUAAUGAGCAAUAUGAAGAAAUGAAAUAUUUUUAAGUAGUUUAUAGCCCACUGCUGGGCAAAAUACUCUACAUGGCCAUUUGUCUCUGCUUUAGGAUAGAAAAAUCGAGCUCCGUGGCUUUCGUGUAAAAGUAGUAAAAAUAAUAUAAUAAA